AUGGAUGGCGAUGCAGCAAAGGUGCGGGGGAGUGGUACCCGGAGCAUUGGGGUUGGGGUCUUGGGGGCGUGUCAUCAGAAAGGAAAGGCGGCGAUUAUUGGGACUGAACGCGAUCGCUAGAUGUACACCGCUCACGAAGUGUGGUCGGGAGCGCAUGCUCAUGAUCGACCGCCGGCGCUGUGUUUCGAACAUGUGUGCGGGCCAACGGAUGGAUGUUGGCGUGCUCCCUCGACUUUUUUUAGUGCGCCAUCUAAUUAAGGACCGGUCGUGGCUGUGCCAUCUGAGUCCGUUUCCUUGGCUUGGACGUACUUGAAGCUGUCGAAGAAAGCGGCAGCAUUCUCUCCGCCAAAAUACUUUUGGACGUUUCCAAGUUCAGCACGGGGACGACUAUAUCCGCACGGUGGUGACUUCUUGUUCAGUUUUUGUAGGA
Messenger RNA from Ectocarpus sp. CCAP 1310/34, 430 nucleotides. NCBI's taxonomy places the organism in Eukaryota, Phaeophyceae, Ectocarpales, Ectocarpaceae. The record is from the annotation of a GenBank genome assembly.